UGGAGAAGGCACACUGGCCACUUGACCCAUUUUCACGAAAACAAGUCGUACCGGAGCUUGCAGCUUCUGUCAGGGUCACUGUGUUGCCAUCCGUUUGGUUUGGUAAUAAUGACAACCAUCAAGGAAUUGCAGUGCAAUCCGCCAAGUCACAGGCUCAUGUAGUCUUGGCACCGGUGGUACCGCAAUGCUCGCAGUGCCUCUCCGCUUCAGCGUGGCUCUGUGAUCCAGGCAAACGAGCGAGAGGAUGAACACAGACCUGGAGCGCCUGUCGCUGAACUCCUCCACGGGUGUCUCCGUGGCGUCCAGUGCGCGUUCCCUGUCCACCAACGUAAAGAAGCUGCACAACGCGCUCAACCUGCUGCUCAGCGACUUCGAGAGAGAGCAGUUCAUCCACUGCCUCAACGUGUAUAACUCGAAGCGCAAUGUCUACGAUCUGGUCCAGACGCUUAAAGUCAUCCUCAACGUUCCGAGCAAGCGUCAGCUUCUACCCAUGUUGCGGCUGGUUAUCCCGCGCUCGGAUCAGUUGUUGUUCGAUCAGUACACCUCAGAGGGGCUCUACUUAAAAUCCGACAGCCUUACGCGAAAUGGUGACCCGGACGGUGCCAACGAAACUGCUAAUUCGAGUCCGACGCACGGGGCUCAUUUCUCGGGCCAUUCCGCGUCGCAAGCCGCUCUGCACGGGUCCCCUGACAAUAUCAGCACGAGCAGCGAUGGGACAGGGUCUCUUGUUCCUCUACUAGGCAGGAAUUUCUUACCUGAGCCCCCAGGAGAGAUCCGACAGGUAACACUCAAGCGUCACAAGAGCAACGAGGGCUUGGGAUUUAGCAUCCGCGGAGGCUCUGAACAUGGAGUUGGGAUAUAUGUGUCACUGGUGGAACCGGGUUCACUGGCUGAAAAAGAAGGUUUGAGAAUUGGAGACCAGAUAUUGAAAGUUAAUGACAAAGUGUUCGACCGCGUCACGCACGCUGAGGCAGUUAAGGUGCUGAAGGGCAGUAAAAAGCUCUCCAUGGCAGUGCGGUCUGUGGGCCGGAUCCCGGGCGGUUAUGUCACAAAUCACGUCUACACCUGGGUGGAUCCGCAGGGCCGCAGUGUGUCCCCACCCCCUGACCUUCUUGCAGAGCAUUGCAGUGCCACCCUGCGCAGAUCCAACAGUCAGGGCCGCAGUCACAUGCAGCUUCUGCAGGACGGUGAUGAGAAGAAGGUGAAUUUGGUGCUAGAUGAGGGGCGUUCUCUGGGCCUCAUGAUCCGCGGGGGAGCUGAAUACUCUCUGGGCAUCUAUAUCACGGGUGUUGACCGGGGGUCUGCAGCGGAUUGUGGGGGACUGAAGGUGGGGGAUCAGAUCCUGGAAGUUAAUGGUCAGAGUUUCCUCAGCAUCCCGCAUGACGAGGCCGUACGCGUGCUAAAGUCUUCACACCACCUGAUGAUGACAGUAAAGGAUGUUGGGCGACUGCCGCACGCCCGCACCGUAGUUGGGGAGACCAAGUGGAUUGCCAGCUCACAGAUCACAGAGAGCUCAGCUAGCAGCAGUGUCACAGGCCUUUCUCUGGAGCAGGGAGCAUCAGCAUCAGGAAAGACUGGUUUUUAUAAAGGUGUAGCCAGUUCUCAGGUGACUCUGUCCAGUCUGGUGAACCAAAGAAGGGGCAUGCUGGAGGAACAGGCCAGACACCUGCUGACCGAGACAGAGAGGCAGACAAUGGGUUACUACAUCCAGGAGUAUCAUGACGGCCACAUCGGUGUUGACCAGUUUGUCAUGGCCCUCUUUGAGUUGUUCAAUACACAUGCCAAGUUCUCUCUACUGUCCGAGGUCAGGGGGCUGGUGACCCCUCAGGACGUGGAGAGAUUUGACGGGCUGGUUCUGAGACAAGAGAUUGAAGCCCUGAAGGCCAGGCAGGGAGGCAGAACUGGGUUUCAAGACUCCUUCUCCUUGGUUUCGUACCCCGACACAUUGGCCUCUUCCUCAGCCAGCUUUAUGACCAACACCACCCUCAGCUCUGCACGGAAUGACGGUAUGGCAGAGAACAAUGGGGAACAGUGUCUGGAGCGUAGCAAUGCCCUGCUAGACGUCUCUCUGGAUGAGGUACAUUCCACCUCAGAUUCCCCUCCUUCCUUUAAACCUCCUCCUCCCUCAGGGCUUCAGCGCUGCCAAAGUCGAAAGGCCACGCUUAGUAAACGUCCCUCUUCCAGCUCCUCCCAGUUGGGCUUGUACUUUACCACCCCUUCCCGUAAUCCCACCAAAGAACCCAAACACUCCAAAAUGCCCAAACCUCACAGCUGUCCACCCAACAACCCAAAGAUAGAGGUCCUGGCACCUCAGCUGUCAAUCAUGAGCCAGCAUCCUAUUGGACCUUUCCCCCACAUCCAGUCCCCUAGCAAAGUGAAGCCACCUAUCCAAUCCAUGUCUCCGGUUCCUCCACCCGCUCCGACUGUUCCUGAACCACCUGCACCACCUCCGCCCCCCUGCCCAGAUAAGUCCGCCCCUUCCUCCCCAGCAUCUAAUCAGCACUUUGUCAUGGUGGAAGUACACAGGCCUAAUGCAGAACCUGAUGUAAAUGUGGUGCGGCCACUUCCACAAGCUCGAGGAGGGACAUUGCCCCAACUCUCAGACAGUGGACAGACUCUUAGCGAGGACAGCGGAGUGGACAUUGCAGAGUCUGGACGCCUCAGUAAGGAUAGCAGUCCACGUCCCACUCGCACCAGAGCCCCACUGGAGGGGCACGGAGGAGAGACAUCUGCCAAACCGCCUGGUCUGUUGGAGCCGACAUCCACUCUAGUGAGAGUGGCAAAAAGCGCUAGUACACUGGGCAUUGCAAUAGAAGGCGGGGCAAAUACACGGCAGCCCCUUCCACGCAUUGUUACCAUACAGAGAGGAGGCUCAGCCCAUAACUGUGGACAGCUAAAGGUGGGCCAGGUAAUCUUAGAGGUAAACGAUGUGUCUCUCAGAGGAAAGGAACAUCGGGAAGCUGCUCAACUUAUCGCAGAAGCCUUUAAAACCAAAGAGAAGGACUACAUUGACUUCUUAAUCACAGAGUUCAAUGUGACUCUAUAGGACCGAAUGAGUCACAUGAUGCUCUUCUGUGGCAGACUAUGCAGGAAGAAUAAAUAAUGUGUUACAUGGUACACUUGAACUCAUCUUUCUCUGUAAUGUUUUAAAGCUGACACUGUUUGAGAGGCCAUCCUAUGUGAAUCAACUCUGCUUUGACCUUUCAGACAGCAAAUGCCAGAAUGGAAGAAAAGUUCAGUUUAUUCUGGGCAGGUUGUUAUAGAAGAUGGAACCAUCAUUUCAGUUUAUCCUUUAUCAGUUUGGUCAUCUGACUGCAAUACAGGAAAGGCUCUUGAUGUAUAGAGUGUUUUUGAUACGCAAUACCGUCAGUGUCAUGGAGUACAGACCUAACUUCCUGUCCUGGUGUGGAAGUUUGUGUGAACGUGGAAAUCAUUGUUGUUGUUUUUUUAUAUAUUUAAUUAAUCUGUGCAAAUGGAUACAAGGUAUUUAAACAUAUAUAUUUAAAGUUUAAGAGGUGGACAUAACUACUGAUUAUCGAAAAUAUAGUGACUAACCGCAUAGAAAUAAGUAUUAAAAUUAUAUUCAGCUUCCCAUUAUGGAUUUCUGUAAACAAAAUUGCUGAAACAUCUGUCACGAUUGCCUUUUUUAGCUAGUCAGCUCAUUUCAGUUGUUGAUUAUCAUUUGUGCUGUUUUGCUGUUGAUUACAUUCUGAAGUAAUUGGUUUUAAACUGUGGCAAUCAGCCACUGGGACAGAAAAUGCUCAUAAGAGACAAAAGUUCUGUUCCAAAUAUCUAGUGAGCUGCCUAUGUAGGCAACAUUUUAGAGGCUGAAACAUACUCUACACAAGUAUGUGAACGCAGACGCUACUAGCUACGAUUUCAUGUGUUGUUGCCUUCUGAAAUAUGUAUCAGACCACAAUUCAAGUACUCGUUGCAUUCUCAACAUUGCCACAAGGAGCGCUAUAGCGGACAAUAGUUUGAACUGUCCGCUUCUACAGUGAGUUUUCUCUUUCAAGUGAACUACUGUCAUGUUGGACUGUUUGAAGAGUAUAUUGCUGAGCAAGUAAGUUAAAGUCAAUAUAUUUAUAGCAACUUCCCCAAAUAACAGCACAUCUAGUUUAACAGCACAGACUUUUGAAUGCAACUCUAUUGCACUCUUGAGUACUGAGGUUUGUUACCGCCACAGUAGAGCAAGAACGAAUUAAGCAUGCAUUGAUCAAAUGCUUGUAUCUGCAUACAUGUACUUGCAUAAAGUACAGUAUGUUUCUGGCCUAAGGCAUCAUAGGCAGGCUCCUGAUGUGAAUGCUUUUCCAAAACAAGCAUUCCUCACUUUGUCAAAAUCUAAAGGGAACACCACAUGUAUACUUUGUGGAGAAGGCAGUCCUAUUGUGCACUGUGAUGUGAAAACAAGUCCAUCCAAGAUGGCAGAUGAAGUGAGGGAAUUUUCUUAUAAUUUAUUCAAUAAUAAAAAUACAUAUAAUUAGCUUUGCAACAUGCUAACAUCAAACUUCUUCGAAAGUAAGCUCAAAGUAUACUUCGGUCAACUGCAAAUGCUAAGCAUCCGCACACAGGACGCGUGACGCAAAUCUCAUCAUCAGCAGAGUGCUCGAGCACUGAACGCAUGCAGCCCAAUUUUUCAAACCGUGCUUCUUUUAAUGCACCUGGAAUUACGUAUUUGCACUAAUUAGUGGGUCCACAAGGUGGCAACACUUAGAUCCGAGCCGUUGCUGUCACAAAGAAAUGCUAAAAGAAGAUGUAAUCGGCGGUAAUCAUCAAGAAAUGAAGGUAAAAACAACAAUACAGAUGUGCACAUCAAGAGCGCUUGUGUUAGGAGGUCAGAGAGAACUGCAUUUGUACAACUCGAGUCUGGAGCACUAUAAAGACAUCUUUAUGAGUCUAAACUCCUGAAGAGAAAUAGUCUGGUGUCUCAUAGCAGUCGUAGCAUGCAUGCGCCAACUGCCUGUGCAUGCACGCACAGUAAUAUGGGGUAUAGUUUGAAAGGUUCGCAUUCAACUGUACGCAGAUGCUGAAUGUUCGCGUCAAAAUCAAAGUAUAGUUUGGACUGAAUUGUGAAUCAAAUCUCCUGUGCGCUUCAAGUUUGGAGUGCUGUUCGUGUGCCACACUGAGUUGCUCCUUAAAUAGAGUGCUCCAAAUUGAUCACUAACAGUGUGAGGUUUCAUUUCAGUUAGGAUGCUGCCAAUGUAGGCAGUAAAUACCAAGGCAACUGACUAGUUUUUGUAAUGGAGCAUAUAUGGGUAUGUGGUUGAGCCUUUGAAACAACUCAGUUUUAGUUAGAUUGAGGGAUAAAAUGAGAACACACUUUAUGCAGUUAUGAGUGAUGAAUAAAGAACUUGACACGGCAAUCAAAUGUGCAGUCACUGAAACUAAUGAAAAGUUCAGAUCUUCAAUGAGGGAUCUGAUUUGUGGACUCAGAAAAGGUAAAGCUGGGAAGAAUAGAUGGCUUAAAGGAACAAUGUGUCAGUCAUGUUACAUAAGAGGGAACAAGUGGGAGAGGAAAUCUAGAAAUGGUGUUAUUGUAAUGUAGUGUGUGUGUGUGAGAGAGAGAAAGACCCAAUUGAGACACACUGUCACUUCCACCUCAAGCUUUUAAAUAUUGACUAGUCCAAGCACAUGGCUGCUCUUUCCCACCUGCCCACCCUCUGUAAUAUGACAGCCAUCUUAAGCCCGCCUACAUCACAUGCACCAUUAUGACUCCUCUGCAAACACUGACAUGCAGUGUGUUAUUUAUUAGACUCGAAUGUGGAAAUUUGAACUGUGUAUGUAUAGUAUAUCUAUAUAUUUUGAGUAAAUUACUUGUAAAAGGUUAAUAAUAUCAUCCUCAAAACUUUUCUUUUGUAUAGCUGAGGUACAGUACCAAAUUUAAUGACUUCUUCAAAAGAGUGUUGUAUCUAAAGGAUUGACCGCUCGAUUUUUGUUACUUUGUUUUGUGUAUAGCAUAUUAUGUUUAUUCUCAUCUGUUGUACUUCCCACACUCGGGUAUAUGUGCAGCUUAACUCAGUCAACUCGAAGCAGUAAAGCUUUUAUCAAGUCAAAUACACCGAUCAGCCAC
Molecule: messenger RNA, 6070 nt
Organism: Myxocyprinus asiaticus (Chinese sucker)
Lineage: Eukaryota; Metazoa; Chordata; Actinopteri; Cypriniformes; Catostomidae
Gene: whrna
Product: whirlin a
Exons: 13
Coding region: 245-3046 (933 amino acids)
Biological process (GO): sensory perception of sound; auditory receptor cell stereocilium organization
Cellular component (GO): photoreceptor inner segment; cilium; stereocilia ankle link complex
Molecular function (GO): protein binding
Source: RefSeq, a predicted model, not a curated record